AUGGACGAUUGGAUUGCUAGAGAAAGAAAUGGAAGAAUAAGCUGGAAGGACCAAACCCUAGACUCCAUUUCAGCGCCGCCAUUGUCGCUGCUUCUGUUCUUCCUCCUCGUCAUUACCUUACUUUACUUGAAUACCCUCAGCGAGGUCGCCGAGAGGAUUGAGACCAAGAGAGCCGGGUUGAGGCUGCGCCUCCUCCUGCUGCCGCUCGCGGUGGCUCUUUUGCUCGUGCUCAACACGCUCCGCCGCAGGGUGCUCCAAUACGACGUCGCCGGCCGGCCUCUCAGUCAGAUCGCCGAGGACUGCACUGCCGCCUCCGGCGUGCUGCUUUUUCUACUGCUGCUGCUGCUCUUGGUUUACUACAAGCCGUCCUUUCAAUUUGCAUGGUUUCGAAUCUUCUAG
This is a messenger RNA of Andrographis paniculata, 399 nucleotides long. RefSeq lists its product as uncharacterized. The transcript has a single exon. NCBI's taxonomy places the organism in Eukaryota, Viridiplantae, Streptophyta, Magnoliopsida, Lamiales, Acanthaceae. The record is from RefSeq and is a predicted model, not a curated record. Bases 1 to 399 code for a protein of 132 amino acids.